This is a messenger RNA of Misgurnus anguillicaudatus (oriental weatherfish), 2052 nucleotides long. NCBI's taxonomy places the organism in Eukaryota, Metazoa, Chordata, Actinopteri, Cypriniformes, Cobitidae. The record is from RefSeq and is a predicted model, not a curated record.
CAAUGCGCGUGAACAGUGCGCGCCGCCGAUGCUUGAGCUCGUUUCCACGUUUGAGAAUGACGUCAGGAGACCUAGCGGUCAAGACGUUCCGAGAUUUUAGAAACAAACAGUACAGUACCAUUAUGAAGACUCGGAGUCUCACCCGUUCCUGUAAAAGCCUCUUUGCCACUUUAGUCAUUUGCAGUAUUUAUGCUGUAAAUGGAGAUUACUGCAAGGUGAACCUGUGUCAUAAUGGAGGAACUUGUGUGACUGGCAUUGGACAAGAUCCUUUCUUUUGCAUCUGUGCUGAGGGAUUUGCUGGAGAUACUUGCAAUGCCACAGAAAGCGGUCCAUGUAACCCAAACCCAUGUAAAAAUUAUGGAACGUGUGAGGUGAUCUCUAAUUCCAGAAGAGGAGAUGUUUUUAAUGAGUAUGUGUGCAAAUGUCAACCGGGGUUCGAGGGUGUACACUGCCAAAUCAAUGUGAAUGACUGUGCAAUCAAGCCAUGUAAGAAUGGAGGCCUUUGCCGUGACCUGGAUGGCGACUACAACUGCCAGUGCCCUUCUCCAUAUGUUGGGAAGCAAUGCCAGCUACGCUGUACAUCUCUAUUGGGAAUGGAGAAAGGAGGAAUCGUAGAGUCCCAGAUCUCUGCUUCCUCUGCAGACUCUGGAAUUUUAGGACUGCAACACUGGGGACCUGAACUUGCUCGCCUCAACAACCAGGGUAUUGUAAACGCUUGGAGCUCUGCAUCUCAGGACAAGAGCCCGUGGAUUCAGAUCGAUAUGCAGAAGAAGAUGCGUCUCACUGGUAUCAUCACCCAAGGAGCAAGUCGCAUGGGAGUGGCUGAGUUUAUUAAAGCUUUUAAAGUGGCAUCAAGCUUCGAUGGCAAAACCUACACAGUGCACAGAGCUGAUGGCCAGAGAAGAGACAAAGUGUUUGUGGGAAACACAGACAAUGAUGGAACCAAGAUGAAUAUGUUUGACCCUCCAAUAGUGGCCCAGUAUAUUCGCAUCAUUCCUGUGGUGUGCCGGAAAGCUUGUACUCUGCGGAUGGAACUUGUGGGCUGUGAUCUUAAUGUGCACUCCAGUGCGUUUAGUUGCACAGAUCCGCUGGGCAUGAAGUCGCGUCUCAUAUCUGACACGCAGCUGUCAGCGUCUAGUGCCUACCGCACUUGGGGUAUUGAUGCUUUUACCUGGCACCCCUAUUAUGCUCGCCUGGACAAGCAAGGCAAGACUAACGCUUGGGCAGCAGCUAGCAACAAUCGCUCAGAAUGGCUUCAGUUGGAUUUGGAGAAACCCAAAAGAAUCACUGGCAUCAUCACUCAGGGAGCAAAAGACUUUGGAGUUGUGCAGUUUGUGUCAGCUUUCAAGAUUGCGUACAGUGAUGAUGGUCAUUCGUGGAACAUCAUACAGGAUCAAACAACAAAAAAAGAUAAGAUUUUUCAAGGCAACAUUGACAAUAACACACCGAAAAAGAACUUGUUUGAGCCUCCCUUCUUUGCCCGAUUUGUGCGCUUUUUACCUUGGGAGUGGCACGAGAGGAUAACUCUACGCAUGGAGCUGCUGGGCUGUGACGAUUAGAUAACCUGCUGCACUCUGCUUUUAUCUGAACUCUCUUUUAGUUGUAGUAUGAUGAUGACGUUUUUACAUAAUUCAGUUUGUAUCGCUCUGUAUUUUAUUUUAUGGAUGAUAUUGGACUUUAUAUAAACACAACAAAAACUAAGGACUUAGUUGUUUUCUGACUGAUAUUAAAAUUGUAGAUUAACAUUCAAAAUUUCUGUUAGCUUUAUGUUAACAAUAAUAAUAAUAAUGUUAAUCAUUUUAAUGAGAAGUUAAUGCUUUUGUAAAAACACAUAAACGUCAAUGAAAUUUGUAGCAACAUAAAACUUUAGAAAUGAGAACAUGAUGUAUUUAGUUGUUUAAUGCUUUGCGUUUUUGCAGCAUCACUUACCAUUGAUGUAUUUCACAAGACAUAAUCUAAUUUACAACAGAUUGUAAUUUACUAACAAGUAUCUUUUAUUGUUAUUCCACAACCACUGUAACCAAGAUAAAAACUGUUGCAAAAUUUCCCUUA